Molecule: messenger RNA, 1813 nt
Organism: Geodia barretti
Lineage: Eukaryota; Metazoa; Porifera; Demospongiae; Tetractinellida; Geodiidae
Source: the annotation of a GenBank genome assembly
AAUGUUGCCAUAGUAACUGCAAACAGGAGCGCUGCAUGCAGAGCGGAGAUGGAGCUGGGUGCAGUUAGAAGCAGAAGGACGAGAGAGCUUACAGGCCCUACUCCACACUCAGUAGCGAUUCGUGGACGUCCACCGCCAACUCUGCCUAAGGAGCAUCUGAUCUUGGAACGUAGGAAGCAAGAAGAACUUAGAGAGGAGGCCAAUGCAGUGGUGACUUACAACAAACAGUUUGAUCUCAAGACAAGUUGGGAACGUAGCACUGACAAAAAGAUAGAGAGAAACACUGUACAGAGAAGAGUAAAGGAGUUGCUGCAGCACAGGGACUACAGCCUCCAAGAACGGAGAGACAAGUAAGCUGACUCCAAAACGCAAGCUGAAGCUUGAAUAAAAUACCGUACAAGUGGUGUGUAUACAACAGUGGUAUUAUACAGGUUGAGAGAUCUUCUCCAGAGGGAAGAGAAGCAGUAUAUAACUGAAUUAGCAAGCAAGAAGGAGACAGUGUUGGAGAGACAGGCACGAAUGAGAGAGAGAGCAAAGCAGCUCAGGGACAAGAGAGAGGCUGAGAGAAUUGCUCUUGUUGAAAACAAGCUGGAACAGAGAUGGAGAGGUCAGUGUGAAGAGCUGCGUGCAGUUUUGACCAAAAGACACCAGGAUGAGGUGUGCCUGGACAGAGCUGCGCAGCUUCGAAUGAAACAAGAGGCAAAGCAGAGGGAGCAGGAAGAAGAACAAAUAUAUGCUCGACUGUGGGAGGAGGACCAGGCAGCAAAGUGCAAGAGGGAGGAGAUAGAGGCAGCUAUGCAGAUUGAGCGGAACCGAGAGAUGUUGAAAGUGUUGACAUUGCAGAUGGCUGCAGUAGAGAAACAGAAGGAAGAAAUGAGAGAACUCAAGGAAAAAGAAGCUCAACUCCUGCGAGAAGAGAAUGCAUUGAGAGCUAUGGAAGAACGAAGGGAAAAGGAGGAGAAACGCAGCAGACAAUCCGAGACUAAGUGUGACCUUGACUACUCUCUCAAGUUGAAGAUGAAAAAGAAGACAAGGGAGAUUCAGGAGGAGCUGGCUCUAGACAUGAAACUGUUAGAACAGAUGCUUCAUGAAACUUCCAAUGAAGCCAUGCUGCACCUUCAGAAAAAGAACACUCUGAAGGAAGAGAUACAGCUCUACCGUAGCUAUCUAGCAGAGGCAAAGAGGGAGGAGAGACAGCGUGAGCAGGAGCUUGACUCUCUUCUCACUGCAGAGGUUGAGAAACAGUGGGCCAAAAGAACGCAGCAGUGGCGCAAAGAAAGAGAAGCGAGAAGAAAACUCAUGGAUGAUGUUUUGAAAACGCGCAGACAACAAAUAAAGGAGAAAUUGGCUGUAUUGGAAGAAGAGAAAAAAGCAGCUGCAGUUGAGAGAGACACGCUUAUUGCUAACUACAAGCAGCAUUUGCAGAUUGAGAAAGAGCAACAGGAAAGCAGGAAGAAGGCUAACGCACAGUACCAAGCCAGUCUGAGGGACCAGAUGGCCUAUCAACAGAGGAGAGUUCAACAAGAGGCGGCUAAGAUGUUCAGAGAGCUGGAGAUGGCUGCAAGAGAAGAGGCACUCUACCAGGAGAGGUUGAAAGCAGCGCUAUCCAAUCCCAUGCUAGACAAGGCUCAUCCAAGGAAGCUCAUGGCUACUAAAAAAUAGAUAGCAUUGCAACUGUGCUAUAUAGCUGUAUUCAGUGUAAUACCAGUUGAGGCAAAGCUGAGUCUAAGCGCUCACCGGUCUUGCGCGCAUAGCGACACAUUACACAUAAUGCUAUGAGGUGGCGCCAGUCAUGUGGUCUGUGGCUUCACUU